Messenger RNA from Lytechinus pictus (painted urchin), 2921 nucleotides. RefSeq lists its product as uncharacterized. The record is from RefSeq and is a predicted model, not a curated record. NCBI's taxonomy places the organism in Eukaryota, Metazoa, Echinodermata, Echinoidea, Temnopleuroida, Toxopneustidae. The coding region runs from base 36 to 743 and encodes 235 amino acids. The transcript is spliced from 5 exons.
AUCUAGCAUCUCCGUUAUUCCUGCACGUAAUUUCAAUGGGAAAUUCAGCUGGCACCGAAUCUGAGGAAACUCAAAAUAAAAAUAUGGAUAGGACUCAAGCCCUUUCACGAAAACGGAGACACUCCUCCCGUCAGGGUGCAAGCACUAGCCAUGAUGAAGAUGAACAGCCCCCUCGCUCAAGAUUACGGACAUCAAGGUUAAGUGGUAGAACAAGUUCUAGCUCAGUUGAGAUAGUGGACAUACCGCCGCAGGCUGUCACACCACCAAUCCGUGAAGAAGAACCCAUUGAUUUGUCAUUGUGUAUCGUGGACUUAACAGAUGAGACAGAAACCACAAGAAAUCGUCCACUCAGACAUUCAUCUCAGGAUGAUAUUGUUGAUCUUACGGUUGAAACACAUGCAGUCGACAGAGCGCCAAGGAGAGUGAGGCGGACUAGGAGAGGGAGACUGAUGAGAAACUCUCAACGUGGUAACAUCAUACCUAUCCUCAGCGAUGACAGCGAUGAGGAGAACGAUGUCAUGGUUCUACCAGAGAUCGACAUCGGGGAGACCUACAGAACAGCCAGGGAUGAGACGUCAAACAGUACAGCCACAGGUCCCGGGAGAGGGCGACAAACAUCACCAAAGAAAAGAGUUAUAACAUGUCCUAUCUGUAUGGAAGAUGAAACAACAGUAAGUGACAAUGGUUAUGAAGAUGAUGACGGUGAUUAUGAUGGCAAAGAUAAUGGUGGUGGUGAUGAUUAAGAUGGUGAUGAUGAGGGUGAUGAGGAUAAUGAUGGUAAAGAUGUUGAUGGUAAUGAAGAGAAGGAAAAGUAGGAGGCAUAAUAUGUGUAGCUCAUUUGGUAGAGCAGUGAUAAUAAGGUGACUGGUUCAAAACCAAGUUUAUGCUUUAUUACAUGGUUAAUCAUCAAGGCACCUUUUCAACAAUAAUAUCUGUGGCUUUGUCAUUAACAGUCAAACUGGUCAAUGGCCACCUGCUUAAAGUGGCCACUUGAAAUCCCACGGCAGGAAAUUCAUGUGUUGUAGACCCUGUCUAUUGUGGCCAUUUUCCACUCAUUUUAUGUACCUCGGUCAAUAUCCCACUCUCCAUAGUGGCCACUAAAAAUCAGUUUCACGAUAACUUUUGACUCCGUCAGUAGUUCUAUAGCUAUUCCUUGAUUGAAAUAGAUACAUGCAUGCAAUAUUAUAUGAAAAAAAAUCAACUCAUUGAAAGCACAAACUGUAUCCAGUUCAUUAUCUACAAUACAUGGUAAAUCCAAGAUGGCCGCUAAGGGGUCUAUAGUAGCCACCUGUAUGUAGUGGCCAUUUUUGCCGUUUCCCUUUGGUUGCUUCUAUACACAGGUUUGACUGUUCAUUAUUUCCUAGCAGCAUUUUUGGUCCUAUGCCCGGGGGACCAUUUACAUUGACGAUUGGAUACCAUGCGCGACCAAAAAACAUGUAAAAAGGAUGUCUUUUUCAAGAUAGGGCAUGUUACAUACGUAACGUAAAAUAAGGGUGUCAAAAACACUGAAGUAUAAAUGAAAAAAGGUAUCUAUUUCACUAGGAAAGCUACGCGUUUAGGGUCAAAUUUGCGAGGGUAAAAAAAAAGACAAAUGAUUUAUAAAGGAUGUACUUUAUGCCUCAACAGUCAACACUACGCAGUGUUCCGAUUUGCGCGAGGUGUGGCCGUACUAAAUCCACUGAUGUAGGUAAUGGUAAAACCGACAUCUGUGACAUAUAACAAUUAGAAUAUCGUACUUGUUAUAGGGGUUCAAUUCAGGGAAUACUUGCCAAGAAUAUUGCUUUGUUUCCAAUACUUGUUAAGGAUAGGGUUUUACAUGUCAAUACUUGUUAAGGGGUGCAUUUUUAGAAUAUGGAAAAUACUUGUUUCGGGUGCUUUUCGAGACCCCAUGGUCGCGCAUGCCUCCCCCCCCCCCCCCCCCCCCCCCCCGGGUCCUAUGUUGGUUCGCCUGUGCAGAAAUUAGUCCUUGCCUUGUACAUCCUGACCCUAGCCUUGGCCUACAUGUAGGAUUUCCAUCCUUGCAUUCAACACUCAUUAAGGGGUAUCCCCCCCCCCCCUCAACCUGGGGCUCGGAGGCUCUCCCUGUAGCGCAUCUGGGAUUUCUGGGAUAGCAUACUCACAUGAAAGUAGAUCUUCAUGAUACUUCCUUUAUAGUGUUGAUUUCCGCUUUGAUUAUGUCCAGAUGGUAUCUCCAUAUAUUGUAUCUUUCAUUGUUGAGUGUUUUUAUGCAUGUUCUGGAAAGGAGAAAGAAGAAAAAUAUUCAUUUAGACUGCACGUAGCUUACGGUAUGUGCAUAAUGUAGCCAGAAUCGAGUUGGUGUUUAGUCUGAGAAUUUAUUUUCCAGGUGUGGUGCUUCCUUGGCAAAGCUUAUUUCCUCUUUCUUAUUGCUCACAUUUCAAUCGAGGAAAACUAUCUCAUACUCACACGUGGUUUUAAUGUGUUGUUUAAUAGGUGAGAUUCAAUUUUGCUAAAUUACAUCUAAAUUAUUUGAACUCAUAAUUGUGUGUACAUGUACACGUAUGUAAGUGCAUCAUUUCACAUUUGAAGUGCAUGAGUUAUACAUUUCUUGGUUUAGGGUGCUGUAGAAUUUAUAUAUUCUCUAGAUGAAUUUUCUAUUCCACAGUCUUCUCUAUUUUUAUGAUUUUAGGGGGAAAAUCACUUUCAUUUUUAUAUUUGGUUCAAAAUCUGAGGUAUAAGUAAUGUAAUAAUGAAAUACAAAAGAAAAGUAGGAAGAUAUCAAUGUGCUCAUUGCAUGAAAAAAAAACAAGUGGAGAACAUUUAAAAUGCCAUACAUUUGUAAAGUUUCCAUCCGAUUUGAUGAUGCAUGUUUGUCUAGUUUUUUGCUUGUUCAAAUUUCUCUAGUUUUCCGUGAUCCAUCAAUAAUAAAAUAAAAUGUUCACAAUAGUGAACAAAACUUACAC